GCGCUUCUCCUAGAGUAAUCCCAGAGUUGGGCUCUGUCUUGGACUCGGUCCUGCAGCGCCUCUAGGCUGCGGAUCCGCGCUCCAACCACCUGCUCGGCUCUGCGGCCUAGGAAGCGGAGACUGAGGAGGGAGGGACAAGGCGGGGGGAGGAGGAAAGAGCCAGUUUACACACGCCUUCUAGUUCCUCCACUCAGAGCAGCCCAGAGACCGCUGCUGCUGCCGCCACCGCUGCUAUCACUGUUGCUGCUAUAGUUGCCGCUGCCGCUGCCAGCUGAGACCGCCUGGACUCGCCGCCUCCAGUCGCCACCCCCAGAGAUUCCUUCCUAGCACCUGGGCUUUUCACACGCACUACCACUGCCAUUAUUAUUAUUACCAGAGGAGGAAAAAUCUGAGAUCAGCCAAAAAGAGCCACGUACACCUUUCCAAAUUACUCAAGUGUCUCCUGGGCAGAGAGAGUCAUCCAGCCUGAGAGGAGCAGCCAAGGGGGGCCGAAGGCAGGUGUUGAGAGGAAGGAAGGAAGAGUUGGGGACACCGCCUAGUGGAAAGUUGCGUGCCCUAGGAACCCGAAGGUGCAGCGCCACAGCCCCGGGGGCAGCGUGUUCGCGAGUAGCCGCUGCCCUCAGCGUCCUGUCCCGCGAGCAAUCGGGCAGCGAGGGGCCCAGAACGACGCCCCCUCCUGCGGCGCGGACUGUCGGUAGCCCGGGAGGAAGAGGAAUAUGGCUUCGAAGGCGGCCCCCUCCUGUCGUCUGGUCUUCUGCCUCUUGAUCUCCGCCGUUGUCCUCAGACCAGGCCUUGGAUCGUAUACAGUAAAUUCAAUAUAUGGAGAUACCAUUAUUAUGCCUUGUCAACUUGAUGUACCUCAGAAUCUUAUGUUUGGCAAAUGGAAAUAUGAAAAGCCCGAUGGCUCCCCAGUAUUUAUUGCCUUCAGGUCCUCUACCAAGAAAAGUGUGCAGUACGACGAUGUACCAGAAUACAAAGACAGAUUGAGCCUCUCAGAAAACUACACUUUGUCUAUCAGUAAUGCAAGGAUCAGUGAUGAAAAGAGAUUUGUGUGCAUGCUAGUAACAGAGGACAACGUGUUUGAGGCACCUACAGUAGUCAAGGUGUUCAAGCAACCCUCUAAACCUGAAUUUGUAAGCAAAGCCGCAUUUCUGGAAACAGAGCAGCUAAAACAGUUGGGUGACUGCAUUUCAAAAGACAGUUAUCCAUAUGGCAACAUCACAUGGUACAGGAAUGGAAGACCACUGCAACACCAUGAAGGAGUGGUGAACAUACAUUUUAAUAAGCAAAUGGACCCAGAAACUCAGCUCUAUACCAUGACUUCGUCCCUGGAGUACAAGGCUACCAAGUCUGAUAUUCAAAUGCCAUUCACCUGCUCUGUGACAUAUUAUGGACCAACUGGCCAGAACACAGUUUAUUCUGAACAAGCAGUCUUUGAUAUUUACUAUCCUACAGAGCAAGUGACAAUACAAGUGCUGCCACCAAAAAAUGCCAUUAAAGAAGGGGACAAUAUUACCCUAAAAUGCUUGGGAAAUGGUAACCCACCUCCUGUGGAGUUUUUGUUUUACUUACCAGGCCAGCCAGAAGGAAUAAGAAGUUCAAAUGCUUACAUAUUGACAGAUGUGAGGCGCAAUGCAACAGGAGACUACAAAUGCUCCCUGAUAGACAAAAAAAGCAUGAUUGCUUCAACAGCCAUCACAGUUCACUAUUUGGAUUUAUCCUUAAAUCCAAGUGGGGAAGUAACAAAGCAGGUUGGUGAUGCCUUGCCUGUAUCAUGCACAGUAUCUGCUAGUAGGAAUGCAACUGUAGUGUGGAUGAAAGAUAACAUCAGGCUUCGAUCUAGCCCAUCAUUUUCUAGUCUUCGAUAUCAGGAUGCUGGAAACUAUGUCUGUGAAACUGCUCUGCAAGAGAUUGAAGGACUAAAGAAAAGAGAGUCAUUGACUCUUGUUGUAGAAGGAAAACCUCAAAUCAAAAUGACAAAGAAAACGGAUCCCAGUGGACUGUCUAAAACAAUAACCUGCCAUGUGGAAGGUUUUCCAAAGCCAGCUAUACAGUGGACAAUUACUGGCAGUGGAAGCGUCAUAAACCAAACAGAGGAAUCUCCUUAUAUCAAUGGCAAGUAUUCUAGUAAAAUUAUCAUUUCUCCUGAAGAGAAUGUUACAUUAACUUGCACAGCAGAAAACCAGCUGGAGAGAACAGUAAACUCCUUGAAUGUCUCUGCUAUAAGUAUUCCAGAACACGAUGAGACAGACGAAAUAAGUGAUGAAAACAGAGAAAAGGUGAAUGACCAGGCAAAGCUAAUUGUGGGAAUCGUCGUUGGACUCCUCCUUGCUGCCCUCGUUGCUGGUGUCGUCUACUGGUUGUAUAUGAAGAAAUCAAAGACUGCAUCAAAACAUGUAAACAAGGACCUUGGUAAUCUGGAAGAAAACAAAAAGUUAGAAGAAAACAAUCACAAAACAGAAGCCUAAGAGAGGAAUUAUUCUAGUUGUCCAGAGAAAUAAAACCAUAUAGACCAAUUGAAGCAUGAACGUGGAUUGUAUUUAAGACACAUACAAAGACAUUGACAGCAAUUCAUGGUUCAAGUAUUAAACAGUUCAUUCUACCAAGCUGUCACAGAAUUUUAGAGAAUUAUCUCCAGUAAAACAAUGAAGUGAAGUGACAAACAGUAACAACAAAUUCUGGCAGCCAUGAUAAUAGUUCAUAUGUUGUGUUCAGUUUUCUUUCUUUUUUUUUUUUUCUGUAAAUGUCGCACUGAGGAUUUCUUUUUGGUUUGCCUUUUAUGUAAAUUUUUUACGUAGCUAUUUUUAUACACUGUAAGCUUUGUUCUGGGAGUUGCUGUAGAUCUGAUGUAAAAUGGAAUGUUUUCAUUUCAAUUGUUUAUAUGGAUAAUCUGAGCAGGUACUUUUCUGAUUCUGAUUGCUAUCAGUAAUGCCCCAAACUUUAUCACAAACCCCUUGAACCCAAAAGUGGCAGCUUGUGAAGAUUGGGGAUGCACACAUUGUGUUAGUCAAGGCUGUGAUUUUUAUCGUAAAGGAGAGGGAGGCAGAGAGUCAGAUUAAAAAGCACCAUAUGAGAUUAUUCUGUGUGUGUGCCAACAGCUGACUCUCAGAAGUCAAAUCACACAUGCAUAUGGACACAAACACAUAAAAAUGGUACUCCCAAACUAACAAUCUUGCCUAUUCUGGGGAAAAAAUAAAAAUGGGGUAGCACUUACCUUUAGAGAUACCUGCCAGUAAAUUAUUUUCUGUCAAGAGAAAAAGCAAACCAAUAUGUGAGAGACAGUUUGGAAAAAAUCAUGGAUAACAUUCCCACUUUCAUAAACCACAGUGCAAAUCACAGUAGUUAAAAAUUGGUUUUAAAUCCUUUGGAUUAUCCACUGCCUUAAAAUUAUACCUAUUUCCUUGUAGAAAAGAUAUCAGUCAGAAUUGGAGAUUUUUAACAGUGGUCAUUAUCAAAGCUGUGUUAUUUUCCACAGAAUAUAGAAUAUAUAUUUUUUUCGUGUGUGUUUUUGUUAACUACACUACAGAUAUUGAAUGCACCUUGAGAUAAUUUAGUGUUUUUAACUGGUACAUAAUUUAUCAAACAGUACAUGAAAGUGUAAUAAUAAAAUGUCUAUGUAUCUUUAGUUACAUUCAAAUUUGUAACUUUAUAAACAUGUUUUAUGCUUGAGGAGCUUUUUAGGGUGGUAGUGAAAAUGGAAACUUUUCAAAGUAGACAGGACAUGGGCCAAUAGUUACUUGUGAUUAGACUUUUAAACUUUGCUCUUUCAAGCAGAAGUUUGCUUUCUGGGAGAACAUUGCACAGCCAUUUUUGUCCCAGGAUUUACAGAACUUUAUAGGAAGAAAAAAAAAAAAAAAAAAACUGAACAUCAGAUUUCCAAGUAUAGAUCUGUGUUCUUCAUGGGGAAAAGGAAAACUGGUGUUCAUUGUUUAGACAAGUGGAAUAAAAAAUAAGAAAAUAAUGAAGAUAAAUUGAAGAUUAAAGUCAGAAGGCAAUUAAGAAUAGUAUUUUGCCACUUCCGCAUUAUUUAGAAACACAUGUUAUUGUGCAUUUGUAAACCGUUUAAUGUCUGGGCAAUAGUAAUUGAGUUUAAUAAAAGCUUCCUGUAGUGCAUUGGUAUGGAUUAAAUAUAUAAAGUAUCCUAUUAGACUCAAUGCUGUAUAAAAUAUUAUGGGGAAAAAAGAAAAUGUGUUAUAUUGCCUCUAAACUUUGAUUUAUUGAAGUUUUAUUUGGCAGGGAAAAAAUUGAAUCUUGGUCAACAUUCAAACCAAAGUAAAAGGGGAAAAACCAAAGUUAUUUGUUUUGCAUAGCAAAGCCAUUCUGUUAUCUCUGUAAAUACUGUGGUUUCUCUCUCUCUCUCUCUCUCUCUCUCUUUUUCAAUUUCUCUUUAGAAUUUUGUUAAAGAAAUUCUAAAAGUUUUAAACAUCUGCUUUCCACAAUAAACCAUGAACACUACAAAGAAAUCACUUCCAUAUAAUUUUUUUUUUUUUCCUUUUUUCUUUGGUGUGGGAGAUCAAAGCUUCAAAGUCUAACUUCUAAGAUGUAUUUGAGGAAAGAAGCAACAUGACAAUAGAAAGAGAGGGUUAUACUGUAAUUAUUUCUUGGCUUCCACUUGCAAUGGUUAACUAAUUCCGAAAAACAGCUGUCAGAACCUAGAGAGAAGAAAAUGAGAAAUGGAGAGCCAUGGACAAAAAGCAGAAAGAAGGAACAGCAUCAUUAUCAUUGAAGCAAUUCCUGGAUAAAGAGCAAGGCUCCUUUGUGUAAUGGCAGCCAAGUACACAGAAAUGCUGGGGAAAAGAUAAUUCACAGUCCUCAUUUUCUGAGGUUUCUUCUCUCCAAUUUAACUCUUUGACAACAGGAUACAGGUUUUGCCAGUUCAAGGUUCACUCUAUAUCUGUGAUUACAGGACUUGUAUGUGGAAAUGGAUUAACAUACCCGUCUAUGCCUAAAAGAUAAUAAAAAUGAAAUAUGUCUUCACAUAUCUCUCACA
This is a messenger RNA of Orycteropus afer afer, 4990 nucleotides long. It is a transcript of the gene ALCAM, whose product is annotated as activated leukocyte cell adhesion molecule. The record is from RefSeq and is a predicted model, not a curated record. Lineage: Eukaryota; Metazoa; Chordata; Mammalia; Tubulidentata; Orycteropodidae. Gene Ontology annotation, biological process: cell adhesion. Gene Ontology annotation, cellular component: plasma membrane.